GAUGAAUGGCAGUGCAUUCUCUCUAAAUACAGCUGGGUUUGUUCCUAUUACAACAGGUCCUGGUAUAUAGGUGAUUCCAAAUUUUGACAGUACGUGGGAAGAAAGAGAACUUGUAUGCAUCAGUGGUUGCUUUCGGUAUAGCAUAUUUAAGGCUGUGAUCAUGUCGUCCGAUGUAUGUGGCAGGACCGAUGGUAGGAGGAAAAGGUACAACAACUAGAUAAGAUGAUGAAUUUUAUGGAAAAGGGUACACUGAGCAAGAAGCUUAGACGGCGUGUAUAGAGACUAUCCCAUCCGAGUGCAGACACAAGGACUGAGGAAGAUGUUGAGGACCUGUAGCUAGUCACCGUGUACAAAGCGAGAGGCUGAUCUUUACACUCUUUUUCAAUUGAGCUAACAAUAUUAUUGUAGCUGUAUGCGGGUUCCAUGCCUCUGAUGCAUAUUCCAAUUGUGGACGGACCAAUGUAGGCUCCGGUGUAGGCUGUGGCUUUCACCUCUUUCAUACAUGGUGACAUGCAGUGUCCUUCUAGUCCUAAAGUACGAUUUGCUUUGAGUCUGAUGUUCUGCCAAGGCUUAUUCCAACGUAAAUCAGCAGUGAUCGUCACACCUAGGUAUUUGUAUCCACUUACUCUUGGUAUAAGAUCGAUUGCAGAGAGAGUAAUUAUAGAAGCCAGGCACAUGCACGUUUUCGAGUUAUUGAUAGAACUGCAUACUUCUUCACAUUGAAUUCAUCAACCAAGUUGAAUACCAAUUGGAUAUAGUUGCUGGAGAUCCUGUUGAUCGAAGAUUGUGAUGAUCCGUACUUUUGGAAAUCUCUCUAUAAAUAACACAGUCAUCAGCAAAUAGCAUCAUACUUGACCUUAUCUGAUCUUGGAUGUCAUUUAUGAAUAAUAGAAAGAGAGUCGGGCCGAUCACAGAGCCUUGCGGCACUCCAGAAGUGACACUGUUCCAUUGUGACAUGGUUCCAUUAACUACCACAGCUUGUCAUCUGUUGGUAAGGAAUGACAUGAUCCAGUUGAGCGUAUCACCUGUGAUGCCAUACAGGGGCUUUGAGUGUAACCGUUGAUGCAGAGCCUAUGUAGAUGUGCGCCCUCUAUCGACAGUUGUUUUACGCAUGGUUCGUGCUGUCUGUCUUUCCGAAUUGUGUAAGCGAAUUUCCUCGAAAUCCCGUAAACAUGAACAAUCCUGCUUCAAAUCUGAGACCAAUUUUUCGUCUUCUUACCUUCGGAAUUAGAUUGUCUAGACAUGCAAAUGAAGUGCAAAUUCCUGUGACUACAAGGAUAAGACUUCACCAUUCAUCAAGACCAGUUAUCAAUCCACCAAAAGUUACAGCAUGCACAAGACAGUACAGCAGUGGAGCUAUCCCAGCCCCUAGCAGGGACAAUGAACCCAAACAAUAUCCUGAAAAGAUUUCGUCACUUGUUGAUCAGAUAGCAGCAUUGACAUUAUCAGAAGUCAGUGAUCUUAACGAGUUACUGAAGAAAACCUUGAACAUCCAGGAUGCUCCCAUGAUGGCUGUUGGAGCAGCCCCAGCAGUAGCAGCUGCACCUGCAGAACAGGACGAUGAUGAGGGGGAUGUGGUUAAGGCUCCAGAGAAGACGCAGUUCACAGUGAAACUAAACAAGUUUGAUGAAGCCAGUAAGGUGAAGAUAAUCAAAGCAAUCAAAGCUCUCACAUCAGGGAUGAAUCUGGUACAGGCCAAAAAGUUUGUGGAGUCGGCCCCACAGGUUGUCAAAGCCGAUGUCGGGAAGACGGAAGCAGAAGAGAUCAAGAAACAGUUGGAAGAAGCAGGGGGCACCUGUGAGAUUGAAUGAUAGAAUUGGACAAAGAUGGAAUACCAAAGACUAACUGAUGCAUCAGCCAGCGUGAAUCCUCAGUAAAGGAGCGUCUUAUCGUGCAACGUUACUUUAUAGCGCGAGAGUUUUGAUGCACAUAUUCAGCUUGUGGAAAGGCCUUGAAUUAAAACAGCAAGGCCACUAUUGGGCACAUAUCAAUAUUACAGAACAAAUGAGAAAAGAAAAUCAGCACACAAGAAAUCCAUCAACAGUGAGACAGGCACUUAUUCCAGGCAUUGAGGAAUCCUCCUUGGCCGUGGUCUUGGAUCAAUCCAAGCCUUGCAAGGAUGUGGACCUUGGAUUCCCACCUUCAUUUACUUUAUUUGGCAACUGUUCGGGUCAACCUACAAGGUACCAGAGACAAUUGUGACUGGAUUCUCACAUCGACUUAUGCAUAUUAACCGAUUGACAACCGAAUUCUGUAAUUCCGGUAGGCUUUGUACAGGGACUAUCUGGUUCCGGUAGUCAAUGGGUUUAUGUGAAAGAAACCAACAAAUGAAGUGAUACCUUGAGAAAUUAACCCAGGAUCCCGGAUGGUAAGAUUAGUUUUCAAGAUAGGGAGCAAAUGAUGCAGGGAAUACCAAAUAGGAAUCCACUGCUAUCACCGAGUCAACUACAUCUGUAAGAUUUAAGACAGAAAUAUAAAAUAUAAUUUAUUGGACUGGCGGCACAGAAACGUUGUUAGCGCCAGCAAUGUGCUCACAGAGAGGCUCUGUUACAACAGGCCAUGUCACAGCGAUGCUUCAAUGCGUUUCUUACAUCGUUUGACUUCUCAUCUGAAAGAUGUGACUGGGCCGACUGUUUGUACUCUGUUAGUGCUACCAACCUUCCUGUGUGCCCGGCCCAUGUCUCUAGUGCUGUCUAUGAAAAAAAAAAGAAAACCAGUGAUUAUUCUUGUUCAGGAAAGAUGUUGUGUGUGUGCCCCCCCCCCCUUGAAUUUCCAUCAACUACUUGUUUAUAUACAGUUUGGCCCAAAAGUUUAUGUUCACUUGCUUCAAGCACAGACUUACUCCUCCCUCAAGAUAUUGCUUUGCCAGUGGGAGGAUGUGUAGUCUUCUGAAUAGUAUUAAUUUACACUCAAAGACAUUUAUAAUUGUGACCUCUGAUGAAUAUUUUUUCCUCUCUCUCCAAGUUUAUAUGAACUUUCAGGCCAAACUUGAUAUGAAUGAAUAGCAUGAAUCAUGCUCCUUUUGUAAAUCAAAAAAAAAUAAAUGAUAACAUAUUCACAAAGUA
This is a messenger RNA of Lytechinus pictus (painted urchin), 3065 nucleotides long. Its product is annotated as large ribosomal subunit protein bL12m-like. Gene Ontology annotation, molecular function: structural constituent of ribosome; mRNA binding. Gene Ontology annotation, cellular component: mitochondrial large ribosomal subunit; ribosome. The record is from RefSeq and is a predicted model, not a curated record. Bases 1080 to 1811 code for a protein of 243 amino acids. The transcript has 6 exons. NCBI's taxonomy places the organism in Eukaryota, Metazoa, Echinodermata, Echinoidea, Temnopleuroida, Toxopneustidae. Gene Ontology annotation, biological process: translation.